AUGCUUCCUUUAACACUUCUGCGAACUGCAGUUUAUCACCCUAUGUUGGUGGAAUUAAAAAAUGGUGAAACAUACAAUGGGAACUUAAUGAGUUGCGAUAAUUUUAUGAAUAUUCACUUACGUGAUGUUAUUUGCACUUCUCGAGAUGGUGAUAGAUUUUGGAAAAUUCCUGAAUGCUACAUACGUGGUAAUACCAUUAAAUAUCUACGUUUACCAGAAGAUAUUCUUGGCCUUGUCAAAGAAGAUGUCAAUGAAAAACCAUCACGUUCAGGACAAUCAUCACGUAGACCAUUUCGUGGUCGUGGUGAUGGUGGACGUGGAGGGUAUGGUGGCCGAUCUGGCGGAGGCGGUGACAAUCGUAAUAACUAUAAAGGUAGUGGUGGUGGCGGCGGCGGCGGUGGUGGAGGAGGCCGUGGUGGACAUCAAGGUUCACGUGGCGGUGGCCGUGGUGGUGGUCAAUUUCGCCAAGGACGACAAUGA
Messenger RNA from Rotaria socialis, 480 nucleotides. The record is from the annotation of a GenBank genome assembly. NCBI's taxonomy places the organism in Eukaryota, Metazoa, Rotifera, Eurotatoria, Philodinida, Philodinidae.